Pyricularia pennisetigena is the source of this 372-nucleotide messenger RNA. RefSeq lists its product as uncharacterized. The record is from RefSeq and is a predicted model, not a curated record. Gene Ontology annotation, biological process: negative regulation of apoptotic process; protein stabilization. The coding region runs from base 1 to 372 and encodes 123 amino acids. NCBI's taxonomy places the organism in Eukaryota, Fungi, Ascomycota, Sordariomycetes, Magnaporthales, Pyriculariaceae. The transcript has 2 exons.
AUGGCCGAAGACAGACAACCCCCUACCAUCGUCGAGGGCGCCACGACGGGCGAUGUGGAGGACGAGGUCGAGCAGACGGCCAAGUCGGCCGAGGACCGCAAGGCUGCCGCUGCCAUGGCCGCCCUCGACGCGCGGGAUGAAGACGCGGCGAACAAGAACGUUGACCAAGAGGCCGUCAGCAAGGCUAUGAGCCAGCUCAAGACCGAUGCAAACGUCAAGAAGGAUGUCAAAAAGGCCGUCAAGGUUGAUGCUGCUGAUGUGGCGCUGCUUGUCGAUCAGCUCGAGCUCACAAAGCCCAAGGCUACGGAGCUGCUAAAACAAUACGACGGCAACGCGGUGACUGCCAUGCGGGCAUACAUCGCCGUACAAUAA